GAAUUCGUACGUGUUACGUAGGACCAAAGUAGUAAGUCGAUUCACUUUCCGUUUUUUCGAAGUACUUUUACUUAGUAUCGUUUUCGUCCCAACUUAGAAAAGGUUGGACACAAAACCCCGACGAUCGAAGAUCAGAUUCGAUAGAAUGACUCGACUAGCACCAUUUCUAUUUGCACUUACAGUUUUCGCGGUUGCGGUAUUGUCUGGAGUUGAUGCCCUGGCAUCUUCUUCGUCUACGCGGAGGGGGUUCCUGAACCAGGCCAAGGCAGCCGGGGCGGCCUUGGUGGUUGGAUCAACACCAGGGAUUGCUGGAGCCUAUGAACGCCGGGACGUUGGAGAGGAGGGGAGCAUGUCUGCGGCGACAGCAGCUUUUAACGUACAAGCCGUGAAGACCAACAGCCGCCUGGAAGCCGAUGGUUUCAAGCUGGAUACGUUGGAAGAAGAGAAGGCAAAAUUAAGCGCCGCCAUGGCUUCCUUUUCCUACGAAUCUUCGACCGGGGGCAAGAAAAAGACAGGAUAUGGAACGAACAAUGCAUCCAAGCCGACCAAGACGAAUUGAAUCUCAAUUAUGGUUUAGACCGUUACUUUAAUAUAUUUGAAAGUGUGAU
This is a messenger RNA of Pseudo-nitzschia multistriata, 608 nucleotides long. Lineage: Eukaryota; Bacillariophyta; Bacillariophyceae; Bacillariales; Bacillariaceae. The record is from the annotation of a GenBank genome assembly.